Glycine soja is the source of this 1671-nucleotide messenger RNA. RefSeq lists its product as uncharacterized. Gene Ontology annotation, biological process: microtubule cytoskeleton organization. Gene Ontology annotation, molecular function: microtubule binding. The coding region runs from base 386 to 1423 and encodes 345 amino acids. NCBI's taxonomy places the organism in Eukaryota, Viridiplantae, Streptophyta, Magnoliopsida, Fabales, Fabaceae. The record is from RefSeq and is a predicted model, not a curated record. The transcript is spliced from 6 exons. Gene Ontology annotation, cellular component: cytoplasmic microtubule.
CACCUGAUUCUGCUGCCAAUCACAUUCACAUGCAAAUGCAAUGUAUGUAUGUAUAUUUAUUGUUGGCCACCUAUUUUGCCGGCCCCGGUCCGGUUCUCUCAUACGGCGUCGUUUUCGGGUGUGCGACUAUUGUCUCUUCUCUUCCCUUCGUCGGUUACCAUAAUUCUCUCUCUCUUUCUUCUUCUCCCUCUUCUUCACACUGAGUUGACUGAGUCUUCGUAACUCGCUCUCUACUCUCUCUGCUACUCAUCGCAUUCUCUGCAUUUCUCCUCCGAUCACAUUUUCUCUCUCUUCGUUUGAAGAAAUUGGAUGGUGUUUUGAGCAGCUCUUAUUGUUGAGUUUCAUUGGAUGUUUUCAUUUUGAUCUCAGACUAUAGCUGACAAGGAUGUCGGAGAAAGCUCUUAGGGAUCUCAAUACAAUUCUUGGUACUGAAAGGAAGAAUGAGGACUCCAGUAAGGCAUGUUUAUCCAAGCCUUCUGUUGAUAAUGCUGAUGAAAAUAUUGAAGAAUGGCAAAAGAAAAAGAACAGUUCCUCCUUGGUUUCUCCAGCUGUUAAUGGAAAUCAGGCUGUGACUGCUAAUUCCAGUGCAGAGGUUGUAAAUGCAGAAGUAGAAUAUAUUGAAUCUGAGAACUUGAAUGAUGUAGACGAUGCUGAUACUUGUCUCAAGACUCUCUUGGCUGGACUUGACUCAAAGGAUUGGGUCCUGGUUUGUGACACACUGAAUAACGUACGUCGAUUGUCUAUAUUUCAUAAGGAAGCAAUGCUUGAUGUGCUGGGGGAUGUGAUCACAUCUAUUGCAAAGUCCCUGAAAAGUCCUAGAAGUGCUGUUUGCAAAACUGCCAUUAUGACAUCUGCAGACAUUUUCAGUGCAUAUAAUGAUCGUAUACUAGAUUCAUUGGACCCUCUCCUAGUACAACUUCUUCUCAAGGCUUCACAAGACAAACGCUUUGUAUGUGAGGCAGCUGAAAAAGCCUUGAUAGCAAUGACUACUUGGAUUUCCCCUAUUUCUUUAUUGCCAAAAUUGCAACCAUGCCUUAAGAAUAAGAAUCCUCGUAUCCGUGCAAAGGCAUCAAUGUGCUUUUCUCGAAGUGUUUCACGACUGGGGGAAGAAGGCAUAAAGACAUAUGGGAUUGACAAAUUGAUCCAAGUAGCUGCAUCUCAGUUGAGUGACCAGCUCCCUGAGUCCAGGGAAGCAGCCCGAACUCUACUUCUUGAGCUUCAAAAUGUGUAUGAGAAAUCUUCUCAUGAUCUCAUGCCAGCUACUCCUGUCAAUAGUGAUCAUAAUAAUGUCAAUGGUGAUUCUGUGAAUGAGGAUUCAGAGGUGAGAUCUUGGGAAAGCUUCUGUCAGUCAAAGCUUUCUCCACUAAGUGCUCAAGCUGUACUUCGUGUGACCAGUAUCGCUCGGGAGGGUCUUGUUUCAUAACACGCACAUUUUUACUUCACUUAGCGGACUUCAUCGUUUCCUGGUUUGCUUAUCAUUUUCUUCUGUAAAUACAGUUCGACAAUUGAGCCCAAGAUUUAUAAUGUGUAUUCUAUUAUUUUCCCCCUAUUUGUGGUUACCUACAUUACUUUUGAUUAAUACUACUACUAGAUAAAUGGACCGUGCAUCGCACUGGAAAAAUUAUGAGUAUAAUCUUUGGUCUUGUAACUGUAUUUGGAUGAUUAUGGUUA